This is a messenger RNA of Suncus etruscus (white-toothed pygmy shrew), 936 nucleotides long. Its product is annotated as olfactory receptor 7A17-like. Gene Ontology annotation, molecular function: olfactory receptor activity; G protein-coupled receptor activity. Bases 7 to 936 code for a protein of 309 amino acids. Gene Ontology annotation, cellular component: membrane. NCBI's taxonomy places the organism in Eukaryota, Metazoa, Chordata, Mammalia, Eulipotyphla, Soricidae. The record is from RefSeq and is a predicted model, not a curated record. The transcript has a single exon. Gene Ontology annotation, biological process: G protein-coupled receptor signaling pathway.
CAUCACAUGGAAGCAGAAAAUAACACCAUUCUAGAAUUUCUUCUUAUGGGACUAUCAGGGGAGCCAGAACUACAGCCCCUCAUCUUUGGGGUGUUUCUGUCCAUGUACCUGAUCACUGUGCUUGGGAACCUACUCAUCAUCCUGGCCGUCAGCUCAGAUUCCCACCUCCACACCCCCAUGUACUUCUUCCUCUCCAACCUGUCCUUUGUGGACAUCUGCUUCACUUCCACCACUGUCCCCAACAUGUUGGUGAACAUCCAGACACAAAAUAAAGCCAUCACCUAUGCGGGAUGCAUCACCCAGAUGUACUUUUUCAUCUUCCUUUUUGGGCUGGAUAACUGUUUCCUUGUUGUGAUGGCUUAUGACCGCUAUGUGGCCAUCUGCCACCCCCUGCACUACACAGUCAUCAUGAACCCCUGGCUCUGUGGAUUUUCAGUUCUAGGGUCCUGGAUCAUAAGUUUCUUGUAUUCCUUAUUACAAAGCUUAAUGGUGCGGCGACUUUCCUUCUGCACAAAUGUGGAAAUUCCCCAUUUUUUCUGCGAACUCAGCCAGCUGGUCCAAUUGGCCUGUACAGACACUUUCCUGAAUGACAUUGUGAUCUAUUUUGGAGCUGGGUUGUUGGGAGGUGGCUCAUUUGCUGGGAUCCUGUAUUCCUACUUUAAAAUAGUUUCUUCCAUACGUAGAAUCUCAUCAGUUCAGGGCAAGUAUAAAGCAUUUUCUACCUGUGCGUCUCAUCUCUCCGUGGUCUGCUUCUUUUAUUGCACUGGCAUCGGAGUAUAUCUGAGCUCAGGUGGUAACCAGAACUCACAAUUCAGUGCAACAGCCUCAGUGAUGUACACAGUGGUCACCCCCAUGAUGAACCCCUUCAUCUACAGUCUCAGGAACAAAGACAUCAAGAGGGCUCUGAAAAAGUUCUUUGGGAUGGUUACUCUUUAG